Molecule: messenger RNA, 7753 nt
Organism: Eublepharis macularius
Lineage: Eukaryota; Metazoa; Chordata; Lepidosauria; Squamata; Eublepharidae
Gene: PDGFD
Product: platelet derived growth factor D
Exons: 7
Coding region: 237-1361 (374 amino acids)
Biological process (GO): positive regulation of protein autophosphorylation; positive regulation of phosphatidylinositol 3-kinase/protein kinase B signal transduction; positive regulation of cell migration
Cellular component (GO): membrane
Molecular function (GO): platelet-derived growth factor receptor binding; growth factor activity
Source: RefSeq, a predicted model, not a curated record
GCUGCAACUUGGCAAAGCGAUUCCUCCCUCCCCGCAUCCCUGCAACCAGCCAAUAAAAAAAGUUCUUGGGGAUUCGCUUGGAGAGACAGGGAGAGAGAGAGAGAGAGAGAGAGACAGAGGAAAGUAUCUGCCAGCUUUGACAAAAGUAUACUGGAAAAGCAGAUCUCCCCUUUGGAAGGGAGUCGCGUGUCACUUCUUGUUCUUUGAGACGCCGUGCCAAGCAUCAAGGGGUCCCGAUGCGACUGCUGGUGCCCUCCCUCCUUUACGUCGCGGCCUGGGCCAACUUUUGCCACCGUCCGGGCUCCACCGCUGCAGCCCAGAGCGGGUCUAUCCGAGCGCUGCGAGCCUCGAACCUGCGGAGAGAUGAGAGCAAUCACCUCACAGCCUUGUACCGGAAAGAAGAAACCAUCAAUAUCCGGGGAAGCGGCCACAUCCACAGCCCCCGUUUUCCAAACAGCUACCCCAGGAACUUGCUCUUGACGUGGAGGCUGCUUUCGCCUGAGAAUACAAGAAUACAGCUGGUGUUCGAUAACCAGUUUGGACUGGAAGAGCCAGAGAAUGAGAUCUGCAGAUACGACUUUGUGGAAGUGGAAGAUAUAUCUGAAAUCAGCACGAUCAUCCGAGGGCGAUGGUGUGGGCACAAGGAAACUCCUCCGAGAAUAACCUCCAAAACAAAUCAGCUGAAGAUAACCUUCAAGUCUGAUGACUACUUUGUGGCUAAACCUGGAUUCAAAAUUUAUUAUUCCCGUGUGGAUGACCUGCCACCUGCUGCAUCUGAAACCAACUGGGAAUCAGUCACAAGCCCUGUUUUGGGGGUAUCUUAUCGCUCUCCAUCAGUAACUGACCCAACCCUUACUGCGGAAGCUCUGGAUCAGACCAUAGCUGGCUUUGACACUGUGGAAGAACUGCUGAAGCAUUUUAAUCCUGAUACUUGGCAAGAAGAUCUGGAGAAUCUGUACACAGACACUGCCCAGUACAGAGGGAGAAAUUUCUAUGAAAGAAAAUCAAAAGUUGACCUGGACAGGUUGAACGAUGAUGUGAAACGUUACAGUUGCACUCCAAGGAACUAUUCUGUCAACAUCCGGGAAGAGCUGAGAGUGACCAAUGCUGUUUUCUUUCCACGAUGUCUUCUCGUCCAGCGCUGUGGAGGAAACUGUGGCUGUGGUUUUACACACUGGAAAUCCUGCACGUGCACAGCAGGAAAACUAGUGAAAAAGUAUCAUGAGGUGCUGAGGUUCAUCCCUGAAGCUGGUCAUAUCCGACGAAGGGGCAGAACCAAGAACAACAUGGCGUUGAUAGAUAUUCAGCUGGAGCACCAUGAGCGCUGCGAUUGUGUCUGCAGUUCAAGGCCACCACGAUAAAAGACAGACUCACCCCAUCCAGUUUGCAACUUAAAGGACCUCUUUCUCGUCAGGAAAGGGCAGUUUGAGGAUCUCUUCCCAGCGACCAAUUAAGCGUUGCUAUCAGCUUGCAUUGUAACUGGUAGAGAGACAUCCCCAGCCUUUCAACUUAAAGUACUAAGUACCAUGACAGUUAAUCAAUAAUAACACAGAUUUACAUAUCUAAUCCAAAUGUGGGAUGAAAUAUUUAAAUGGAGAAAGAGAAACCCUAGUGCCGAAAACGUUCCUGUCUGCAAUGAGACCCGCCUGCAUGGUGACAAUUAUUCUUGCAGCUGAAUUUCGUUUUCAGAAUCAUACAUGCAUAAAUGACAGGUGUCACAUAUUCUUACACACAACUCCUCCCACAAGGUAAGCACACCUACACAGAUGCAAAUUGAGGGGGUGGGAAGGUCCAUAACAACAUAUUUCGGAAAUAGUUAAUUCAUAAAUGGCAGCCCAAUCCAGGAUCCGGUAAAUGUAAUCACUCUGUAGGAACAGAUUUCUCUUUGUGGAUCUGAUAAACUGGGUAUGCAAAAUCCAGGUGUGGUAUGAGGAACAAGAGGCCACAUCCAGCAAUAAGCAGAUGCAUGCCUUACAACAAACAAACCAUCCUAUGCGAGCCUGUGCAUAGCAUUAAACAACCUGAACCCAAGAAUGCUGGAACAUGUGCAGAGCAUUGGGCGCCUUCGUACAAUUUUCUGAAUUGAGGCAAAGAGCUCCCAAAAAUAGCUGGCCCCUUUCCCCCUCAAAAUACUGGUGCCCAAAACACAAAAACAGGCAGAAUCAUCCAUUACAAAAUACCUUUUCAAUUGGGCCAUCUUCAAAUGGGGGCAUGUAAUGCUAGUAUCCAUCUUAAGUACUCUAUUAGCUUUUCUCAGGGUGAGAAUAAGAUGUGCUGAGUCCCCAAACUUUGUCAAGUUUGAGGUCCCAUAGCAUUACCCCCUCCCCAAAAAAGUAAUUUAGUCUUUUUUUGUGAAGAUAUUUGGAUUUAGAGUUCCAUCUUAAUCUGAGACCCUACAUUGUAGUUUACUUAGCCUGUGCAUAAAUCCAGCCCAGGACACUCUGCUCUGCAAACAGUGCUCUAAGUGCCACUAUAUUCCUCUUCAUUUGGAUGAGGGUCAUAGUGGAUUUUCACAAGAAUAUACUGAAAGCUUUGGCCAGUUGUGAAAGCUGCCUCCAGCAUCCACACCCAUCCCAGCAUCUACAGACAUCUUUAGAGUUGGAUAGAGGCCUCGGGGCAGCCUUCAUGCAAUGAAAUACUGACCCACACAGAUAUACCAGUGGUGUUUGAACAAAGGUCUCUAAAUAUCCCGGCCCAAAGAGAGCUGCUAUAGCAUAGUGGUUAAGUGGUCGGGUUGCAAAUCUGCAUUCUGCUGGUUUGACUCCCGCUACUGCCAUUAGCUGAGCAGGUGGCCUUGGGCAAGCCACUCCUUUCAGCCUCAGCUCCCCAAUUGCAUUGUGGGGAUAAUGAUAACACUGACUUUGUUCACCACUCUGAGUGGGGCACUAACCAGUAGGGCGGUAUAUAAGCACACUGUUAUUAUUAGUAGUAGGAGUAUUGUCAUAGAUCCACAUAAGCCUCUAAGGCUGAAGGGUAUCUACCUUGUUGGGUACCCAACAACCCAAAUUUCAGAUGUGCAGAAUUUCAAUCCUUAACACGUCCCCAUCUGCACAAGUGUUUAAACUGGAGCACCUUAAAAUGACUCUUCUUGCACAUAUAUCGAAGCAGAAAGCAAAAACAGUUCUAGCUUUUAGAUGACAGGUUUAAACAUAAAUAUUUCCUUAGCUACAUAAAGGAAUGCUGCUCUUCUCUCAUUAUAGACACUAAUGCUAGUUAACUGCCUUUAGUCGCUUCCGUGGGCAAAUUUAUAUUGGCACUAAACAGAAAGUCUUUUUGGACUGCAUUUUACGGAGGCCUGUUAACUCCUUGCUCAUUGCCUGUCUCUUGCCAAACAAUACCUAAGCAUUUAUUAUUUUCAUGGAAUACAGAUAUUAGUCAUUUACCGCCUGCCUCUUGAUAAAAAUAAAAGAAAGUACCUUAAAAGCUAUAGCAUAGCCAGCUUCCUGUGCUUUGGUCAUACUAUGGGAAAGUUCUUUGAUUAACAUAAGGAAGAAGAUACUUUCCAAUUAAGGUUUUCUUUAAAAAAAUAAAAAAGAUUUCUGAAUGCUCUCCAGUAUAAAAUGUAGGCUGGCUUAAGGCUGAAAGGGAACUUAACUUUUGAUUGUGAAUAUAAUGAAGGAAAUUGGAAAGGCUUCAGAGCCAAGGAUCUAUAUUUAAUAGCACUCUGAAGCCACAGCUCAUUUUGUGUGUUGCUUUUGGGUUCCUAUCGCUAAGAAAGGAAGAAAUGAUUUUACAAUAGCAUUUUCUGCAAUAAAUGGAAAUGGGCUUCUUGUCAGGUAAUACUGCAAACUUUUAUAACCCUCCCUGUUCUAGUGAUCCUAUCAGGGGUAGAAUCCUAAAAUUCCCUCCCACCUCUGGCUUGAGUUUCUUCCUUUAUCAAGUUGAAUCUGUUAUCUACUCCCUGUUUUUAUAACUCUAUCAAACCCUUCCUGGAAUACAGUUUAAAUAUUGAACAAGUUGCCACUUGCUAUUCUGGCUGAAUACUCGAGGACUCACAAACAGCCCCUCUGACUUCUUCGUUUUCCCUUAUUUCUAUUGACUGGAAUGUGCCUCUUUCCCAGAUGCCUCUUUAAGAUGCUUUAUUCAUUCUGUCCCUGUCUUUAAUGAGAAACCAAAGAUUCUCAGCUUCAUUACUUAAUUUGAACAUCUCCGAAAGAUUCUGCACAUAACUUCAACCUGCCUUCCUUUGGCCAGACACUCCCUGGAUUCUAGCUAACACUGGGAAAUAAUUGGUGGAUUUAUAAUCCUUAAUGGACAUUAUUAACUGGAUUGUAGUCCAGUGAGCACCAUUGCACAUUUAUUUAACUAAAUUAUUGGCUUCAUGUAGCUUGACUACUCCAUUUGAAUGUUUACUUUUCACUUCACACCUGGGACAUCCCAGAGCCAAUUUUAUUCCAUGGGUAUUCAAGCAAAUGUGCUGCAUGUUGGUAAUUGGGUGGUAAGACAUCUGAGCAAUCUCUUUCUAAGAAUGAAAGCAUUUUGCUCAUUGUAUUCAUGUAUUGGUUGAGAAGUUCACUCUGCCUUGCAUUCCACUCUUUAACCCCAGUGUAACUAGAUUUUCUAAAAUUAAUUCUGAAGCCGGAGCAUGCAACUUUCAAUUUCUUUUGCUCAUUUGCAAUUCCCCUUCCUCCAUAAAAUUACUGAUACAUGUAUGAGUAUUGAUAAAACUCUAAAAAAAUGAUUAUUAUUUUUUUGCAUAAUGUUUUACUGCUUCACAAAUGGACCCCACAUGGAUAGCAUUUUGAUUCAACCAUAUGCACAAUCAUGUGUUCUUGCACAGUAUUUUAUCAGUGCAUACAAGCACAUAGUAUUGUAGGGAGGAAGGCACAAAAUAAUAGAAGGAACUGAAAGGUGCCACAACAUGCACAUGUGCUGGGCUAGUUACAAAAUUCAGAACUUAAAAUGGAAGCAAGACCAGAGAAUAUGGAAUACAAAACUCUGGGAUAAAUUAGAGUUUCAGAAGCUUUUAAAAAAUGGAACAAACUACUAAUUGGCCAAUGCUCAGCUACUAACUAUUAUAGUGACCUUUGUAGAUAAAUGCGACUUUUAAAUUGGUGGGGGCUGAUCAUUUAUUUAUUAACUUUAUUUAUACCAUUCCUUUCUCCUCGGUGGAGACCCAAAGUGGUUUACAUCAUUCUUCUUUCCUCCAUUUCAUCCUCAUAACAACCAUGUGAAGUAGGUUAGGCUGGGAGUGUGUGACUGUCCCAAUGUUACCCAGCAAGCUUCCAUGGCAGAGUAGAAAUUCGAACCUUGGUCUCACAGCUUCUAGUCUGAGACUCUAACCACUGCUCUGCACUGACUCAGUAGGAUAGAACUGCCUGAGCCAGUCUAUUGACAACCUUAUUUCUAAGGAUUUCUGAAGGAUCCCUUUGCGUUGGUUAAUUUCUCCAUGACUGAAUUCAGACAUGUUUUUGGCAAACAAAUCAGAGACGACCCUGCCUAAAAUAGAGGGAAAAUUUUCACAGAUUUCUCCCUUCCACAAUAGAUCUACUGCCUCCAAGCUAUUUCUAGGUGUCCCAUGAGAGAAGCGUCUGAGGGGACAGAGCGGGAGAGGAAUGGAGGCCACACUGCAGAUGGAAAUCUUUCCAUCAUCUAAUCCACCAUCUGGACUAUGCAGUGAUGGCACAAAGCUGCCCCCCCUCCCACACGCCCUUGGGGGAUUCAGAGUGGCUGGCCAAUGUGUGUCUUAUGCUGCUGGCAAACAAAACUAGCACCUGGCGCACUACAAACACUGAUCGAUCAGAACAGUUGGGAGACGUUGAUUCACUAUCAACACAGAGUUGGCGAUAUGAAUGGGCGUCAAGCCCAGGCAGGACAUGAAAUGUUGAGUCAGCCCAGAAGCUUAGAAGUAAUGGGGGGCCAGGGGAGUGAGGUUUAAUAAAUUCAUAAACCGGAACAGAGUGAGAUGAUCUGUAGAAAUUUGAUAGGGGUGGGUGGCGAAGUCAUAACUGACAAGGUGUACAUACGGUCUUCCUGCAAAUUCUUUCCACACUGGUCCCACAUGUGGGGUGUGUAUAACUGUGCAGGUGAGCUUAGCCACAAGCCUUGUAGACAAGUGGACAUGAGCCCUCAGCUUGCUUCUUGGCCUCGUCAACAUAGGCUGGCAUGUGAAUUGGCACUAGGGUUGUCAGGUCCAGGUUGGGAAAUUCCUGGAGAUUUGGGAGGUGGAGCCUGGAAAGGGUGGGGUUUGGGGAGGGGCCUCAGUGGGGUAUAAUGCCAUACAAUGCACCCUCUGAAGCAGCUCUUUUCUGCAGGGGAAAUGACUGUUGUCACCUGGAGAUCAGUUGUAAUUCCAGGAGAUCUCCAGCCACUACCUGGAAGCGGCAACCCUAAUUGGCACACAUGCUUAUGGGAAGACAUGGGAUCAUGCGUGUGAACAGUCUUGAUUAACUGAUCAAGCAAAGGUUAUAACUGCAACAACCACUUCCUGCCUUCAGUCUGCCGAUUUAUAAGGGCCAAUUUAUACUCUAUGGAGUACACAAGUCAACCCCUGUUCCCCGUGUAGCAGUCACACAUGAGUCCCUUCGUUCCUGUGGGUUUUGUGCCCAAUUCGGAUCACGUUUGUGGUGUGAAUGGAGCUUGAAAUUCAGCCUUCCCCCCUGAGCUGUCUUCCAGCCUGAAAUGAUCCGUGGGGCAGCGGGGGGGAUGACAAUUUGUGCCACCCUGUGUACGCAUCCGGGUUUCCCCAAUUUUCCAAAUAAUGCCCCACCCCCAGACCGUAUCAGAUCAAGAAAAGGAUGCAGGGGGAAAGGCUGAAGCCUCUUCCUGUGUGCCACAGUCACACUCCAAAUCAGGCAACACAAAAAAAUUGAAGAGAACCUGCAACUCACGUCUGACAGUUACAUAGGACAUAGGGGGGCAACCCCAGAACCCAUCCAGGCCAGGGCAAGACAUAAAUAGGUUAGCAUAAAACAUUAGGUUCACAGGGAGAGAACAUCAGGCUUGUGCAGGUGUUCAUAUGCGCAUAUGUGCAGAUAUCUGAGUAUCAGAGGCGUCUUGCUGAACGCAUGAGCACUCCCCUUUCCCCAAGACUAGCAUGAAGCUGCUGUCCAAACAGCCACGUCAAGAUUCAUGCUGAAAGAACAAUCCCAGAAUAUAUGUCACUCUAUUGCAAGGAAGUUCAUUGCUUUGUGUCCUACUAAGGGGGAAGAGCACUUUCAUCUUUGGAUGAAGGAGUGAUGAUUUCCAAGGAUUCUCCAUCUCGCUGCAGACCCCCACUUGGGGGGCGGGGGGUGUCAGUGUGUCAGAGGGGAAGGUGGAAAGUCCUAUUCUAUGAGGUCUGCUCUACAGAUGGCUCUCAUUGGAUACCUGCCAUGCUAUUCUGUUUUUCCUUUCCUUUUGCCCCCACCCUGCAAUAGCUUCAGUAGUACCAUUCUGGUCUGGACACAGUCUGCCAGGAGCACAGAAACAUUGCAAUGAAUGAGAACUGCUGCACAAAAGCACACUGCCCUUUGCCUUCUCUACAAGUGCUAUUAAUCAGUUCUUUCAAUUUGUUUUUGUUUGAUUCAAGAAGUAUCAAAGCCAUUGCACAAAUACUGCUUUCAAAGAACCCUGAAAUGGAUCCAUAAUUUCAAAGUGGCUCCACGGUUUGAGAUGAUGGCUUUAAAAACAAAUUGUAUUCUCGUGUGUCGUUGAUAUAUGUAUUGUUUGUUUGUUGUAUCCCUAAAAUGCUGCCUUUUAUAGUCUGACAUUUUGACAGUACCGCACAUAAUAUUUGUCUUUUAUCAGCCAUUAAAAAAAAAACUUUAGCUUU